This is a messenger RNA of Emys orbicularis (European pond turtle), 12888 nucleotides long. It is a transcript of the gene HSPG2, whose product is annotated as heparan sulfate proteoglycan 2. The transcript has 98 exons. The record is from RefSeq and is a predicted model, not a curated record. NCBI's taxonomy places the organism in Eukaryota, Metazoa, Chordata, Testudines, Emydidae. Gene Ontology annotation, molecular function: calcium ion binding; protein binding. The coding region runs from base 1 to 12888 and encodes 4295 amino acids. Gene Ontology annotation, biological process: cell-cell adhesion.
AUGGGUCCCCGGCAGCGGCUCCCCGGGGCGCACUGCUCGCUGCUGCUGCUGGCUGCGCUCCUGCGGGUCUCUCACGCUGCCCAGGGGCUGAACGAAGCCUCUUUCCCUGAGGACACAGAGUCUGACCCAGCGGGCACACCCUGGUUGAGUGACGCCGAUCUCUCCGAUGACGAAGACAUGCUGGCAGAUGAGGCCUCAGGAGAUGGCAACGGCAGCGGGGAGAACGGCAGUGGGAUCGCACUGCCCGACAUGCUGCUGUCCACCAGCCGGACGCCGAGCGUCACACUCUUGUCAAUGGCCCAACCGGGUGCAGCAGGGCAGCCCCAUCUAGCGGGUAUGACUGUGGCUGACCCGGACGAUGAGGCCCCGCUCAUCUACUUCCGCGCUCUGGUGAAUUUCACCCAGUCCAUUGAAUACAGCCCGCGGCUGGACGACGCCAAUUCGGAGGAGUUCCGGGAGGUUUCGGAGGCCGUGGUGGAUACGCUGGAGUCCGAGUACUACAAGAUUGGUGGGGAGCAGGUGGUCAGCGUGGUGUUCAUCAAGGAAAUCGACGGCUAUACCUUUGUGGAGCUGGAUGUGGGCUCAGAGGGGAACCUGGACGAGGGGGAGAUCCGCGAGGUGCUCUACUCUGUCAUCAAGAGCGGCUCCAUUGCCUCCUACAUCACCUCCACGCAGGGCUUCCAGUUCCGGCGCCUCGGGGCAGCGCCCCCGGAGGUGCGUGCCUGCACCGGGGAGGAGUUCGCCUGCACCAGCGGGGAGUGCAUCGACAAGGAGUUCCGCUGCGACCGCCGCCCUGACUGCCGCGACAUGUCGGACGAACAGAACUGUGAGUGCCCCAGCGAGGAGUUCCGGAAUGCCAGCGGGCUGGGGAGGCGGCAUGUGUGUUAUCGGCAGGAAGUGGUGACCCUCACACCCCAGCCCAUCACCACCGCUCAGCCAGCCACCUCCCGGACACCCACAACCACCCCCUUGACGCCCAUGGUCACUACCAGGAGGGUGCCGUUCACCACACCCCCCCGGCUCAUCACCUCCAAGCACCCGCCGGUUCGGAACCCCUUGGAGCAGCGCCCCUGCCGCCGGGACGAGGCUGUCUGCUCCAACAAGCAGUGCAUCCCCCGGGACUACCUGUGCGACGGCGAGCGGGACUGCCUGGAUGGGAGCGACGAGCUCAGCUGCGGCACCCCUACCCCGUGCGAGCCCAACGAGUUCAAGUGCCGGAACGGGCACUGUGCCCUCAAGCUGUGGCGCUGCGAUGGGGACAAUGACUGUGUGGACGGCUCCGAUGAGGUGGACUGCCCCACCAAGGGCCCCGACGACACCUGCAGCCCCGACCAGUUCACCUGCGUGUCCAGCCGCACCUGCAUCCCGGCCAGCUACCAGUGCGACGAGGAGGCCGACUGCCCCGACCGCUCCGACGAGGUCGGCUGCACACCGCCGCAAGUCAUCACGCCCCCCAAGGAGUCCGUGCAGGCCACCCCCGGGCAGACAGUGCGCUUCCGCUGCGUGGCCGUCGGAGUGCCUACCCCCAUCAUCACCUGGAGACUCAACUGGGGGCACAUACCUGCCAACAGGAGAGUGUCCAUAAGCAGCGAGAACGGCCACGGGACGCUGACCAUCCGGGACGUGAAGGAGGCCGACCAGGGUGCCUACACUUGUGAAGCCAUCAAUGCCCGGGGCAUGGUAUUCGGGAUCCCUGACGGCGUGCUGAGCCUCACGCCUCGGCAUGGUCCCUGCCCCGAAGGACACUUCCAUGUUGAAGGUACCUCCAAGUGCCUGGCCUGCUUCUGCUUCGGCAUCACCACGGCUUGCCAUGGCACCAGCCGCUACCGGGACCAGAUCCGCCUGCGCUUCGACACGCCCGAUGACUUCAAGGGUGUGAACGUGACAACACCAGCGCAGCCGGGGACGCUGCCCCUCUCCUCCACACAGCUCCAGAUCGACCCCACCCUGCAGGAGUUCCAGCUCGUGGACCUGUCCAGGAGGUUCCUGGCACACGACUCCUUCUGGACGUUGCCCAGCCAGUUCCUGGGCAACAAGGUGGACUCCUACGGCGGGUACCUCAGCUUCAAGGUGCGCUAUGGGCUGGCGCGCGGCCAGUCAGAGCCCGUGCAGAAGUCCAACGUGGUCAUUGUGGGGAAUGGGCAGAAGCUCAUCUACCGGGUGCAGGUGCCCACCCAGCCGUCGGUCGUCAACCAGCGCCAGAUUCACUUCAUAGAGGAGAACUGGCAGCACGAGUCGGGCGCCCCGGUGAGCCGGGAGACGCUGCUCCUGGCCCUGCAGAACCUGGAGAGCAUCCUGGUGCAGACGGUCUACGACAACAAGAUGGCGAGCGUGGGGCUGAGUGACAUCGCCAUGGACACCACCACCAUGGAGCUCACCAGCCAGGGCGUGGCGCAGGGCGUCGAGGAGUGCAGGUGCCCCAUCGGCUACUCGGGCCUGUCCUGCGAGAGGUGCGAUGCCCGGUUCGAGCGGGUACGCGAGGGCCCCUACCUCGGCACCUGCUCCGGCUGCAACUGCCACGGGCACUCCAGCUCCUGUGACCGGGCCUUCGGCUACUGUCUGAACUGCCAGCACAACACAGAGGGGUCUCAGUGUAACAAGUGCAAACCUGGCUUCUUUGGAGAUGCCACCAGAGGCAACGCCACGGCCUGUCGAUCCUGCCCCUGCCCCUACACCGACUCCACGCGCAGGUUCUCCGACACGUGCUUCCUGGACACGGAUGGCCAGGCCACAUGCGACGCCUGUGCCCAGGGAUACACGGGGCGACGCUGUGAGAGCUGUGCCCGUGGCUACGAAGGGAACCCCAUGCAGCCGGGCGGGAGAUGCGUGCCAACUGGUCAGGAGUUCAUGAAGUGUGACGAGCGGGGGAGCAGUGACUCCACAGGAGGCGCCUGCCGCUGUAAGCCCAACGUGGCGGGACGUCUCUGCAACGAGUGCACGUCUGGAGCCUUUUACCUGAGCGACCAGAAUCCCGACGGCUGCCUGAAAUGCUUCUGCAUGGGGGUGUCCCGGCAGUGCGCCAGCUCCUCCUGGAACAGAGAGCAGGUGCGGGCCAUGGACGGUGAGCGGGCGCACUUUAGCCUGGCCAACCUGGCCAACACCCGCACGGUCAGCGAGGGCAUCCGCUCCCUGAGCCACGCCGAGUUGGCCUUUUCCACCUUCCACGCCCUGCCCCGCGACGUCUACUACUGGGUCCUGCCUGACCGCUUCAAGGGAGACAAGGUGACCUCGUAUGGCGGGGAGCUGCACUACACCGUUAUGCACAGCGCGGCGCCCGGCGCCCAGCCCCUGCCCAGCCAGCCUGACGUGCUUCUGCGUGGCAACGGCAUCUUCCUGGAGCACUUCGCCGAGGCCGGCCCCCUGCCGGGGACCCCCACCCGCUUCACUGUCCCCUUCCGAGAGCGUGCCUGGCGCCGAGCUGAUGGGCAGGAUGCCACGCGGGAGCACCUGUUGAUGGCGCUGGCCGAUAUCGACCUCUUCAUGAUCCGGGCAUCGUACAUGGACAGGCCGGCAGAGAGCAGGCUCUCCAACAUCCACAUGGACGUGGCCGUGCCCCAUGCCACUGGCCUGGAGCAGGCGGUGGAGGUGGAGGAGUGCACCUGUCCCCCUGGCUACCGCGGCCCUUCCUGCCAGGACUGCGAUGUGGGCUAUGCUCGCACCACCAGCGGCCUCUACCUGGGUACCUGCGAGCUCUGCGACUGCAGCGGGCACUCGGGCGAGUGUGAUGCCGAGACGGGAGACUGCCAGAACUGCCAGGACAACACCGAGGGCACCAGGUGCGAACGCUGCCAGCCAGGUUACUAUGGCGACGCCCAACGAGGGACCCCAGCAGACUGCCAGCCCUGCCCAUGCCACGGGCCAUACGCAACCAGCCAGACCACGAAAACCUGCUUCUUGGACACGGACGGACAGCCCACAUGUGAUGCCUGCACCACGGGCUACGUGGGACGCCAGUGCCAGAGGUGUGCUCCUGGCUAUGUGGGGAACCCCAGCCUGGGACAGCCCUGCAGAGAGCUCACCAGACACUGCAGCUGUGACCCCCAAGGCAGCGUGAGCAGGCAGUGUGAUGCCAGCGGGCAGUGCCAGUGUAAGCCUCACGUGGAGGGUCCCUCCUGCAGCAGCUGCCGUGCCAACCAUUUCCACCUGAGCACCGAGAACCGCGAGGGUUGUCUGCCCUGCUUCUGCAUGGGUGUGACCCAGCAGUGCACCAGCUCCUCCUACUACCGGGGCCUGGUCACUAGCCCCUUCCUCCCGAGCGACUUCCAGAACUUUGCCCUGGUGAACCGCCAGCACAGCACCCGCAUCGUGACCGGCUUCGUCGUGGAGCUGUCAGCCGAGGGGCCGCAGCUCUCCUUCGGGCGCUUCGGCCAGCUGGGCCAGGAGUCCUACUACUGGCAGCUGCCCGGGCCCUACCAAGGAGACAAGUAUUCUCUCGUCUACAAGGGUUUCUCUCUGCUUCCUGAAAGUGUUUUCUACUGGCAGCUUCCCGGCACCUUCCUAGGGGACAAGGUUGGCUCCUAUGGUGGGCGGCUGCGCUACACCCUCUCCUACAGCUCUGGGGGGAGGAGUGCCCCACUGCCUGAUGCUGACGUGCAGAUCACGGGCAACGACAUCACGCUGGUGGCCUACCAGCCUGAGCUGCUGCCGCGCAACCGGCGGAGCUUCGAGAUCAUCCUCCGGGAGCAAUACUGGAAGCGGCCCGACGGGCAGCAUGCCACCCGGGAGCACCUGAUGAUGGCGCUGGCCGACCUGGACGAGAUCCUCAUCCGCGCCACCUACUCCACCGACAUGGUGUCGGCCAGCAUUGCUGGUGUCAGCAUGGAGACCGCUGUGCCCACCUACAGCAGCCUGCCACGGGCGCUGGAGGUGGAAGAGUGCCGCUGCCCGCCUGGGUACCGAGGCCUCUCCUGCCAGGACUGUGCUGCUGGCUACACUCGCACCGGAGGUGGCCUGUACCUCGGGCACUGCGAGCUGUGUGAGUGCAAUGGCCACUCGGACUCCUGCCACCCGGAGACGGGGGCCUGCUCGAACUGCUUACACAACGCGGCCGGGGAGUUCUGCGACCAGUGUGCCCCUGGCUACUAUGGUGACGCCACCGCCGGGACCCCCGAGGACUGCCAGCCUUGCGCCUGCCCACUCUCUGAGCCUGAGAACCAGUUCUCGCGGACGUGUGAGAGCCUGGGGGCGGGCGGCUAUCGCUGCUCGGCCUGCGAGCCCGGCUACACCGGCCAGUACUGCGAGCAAUGUGCGCCAGGCUAUGUGGGGAACCCCAGCGUGCGGGGGCAGAAGUGUGUACCUGUGGACCGAGCCCCUUUCGUGGUACGAGUCCACCCGCCAAAGACCACGGUCUCACAGGGUGGUGAGGUGACCCUGCGCUGCCAGGCCAGCGGCAGCCCGCCCUACUACUACUCCUGGUCGCGGGAGGAUGGGCGCCCCGUGCCCAGCACUGCCCAGAGCAGACGGCAAGGUGAAGAGCUCCACUUCCCCAGCAUCCAGCCCUCCGAGGCUGGUGUGUACGUCUGUACCUGCCGCAGCCUGCAGCACAGCAAUGCCAGCCGGGCGGAGGUCGUUGUCACGGAGGCCCCCAGCAAACCCAUCACGGUCACCGUGGAGGAGAAGAGGGUCCAGAGUGUGAAGCCUGGAGCUGACGUCACCUUCAUCUGUACGGCCAAGAGCAAGUCUCCGGCCUACACACUGGUCUGGACACGCCAGAACCACGGCAAGCUGCCACGCCGCGCCAUGGACUUCAACGGCAUCCUCACCAUCCGCAACGUGCAGCCCGAGGACGCCGGCAUCUAUGUCUGCACCGGCUCCAACAUGCUGGACAUGGCUGAGGGCACGGCCACGCUGCACGUGCAAGCCCCUCCUAAGACUCAGAUGUUUUAUGGACCCAUCGAAGUCAUGGAAGGCCACAGACCCUCUGCCACCGCCGUCCUGCCCACGGCCACCAUCGAGCCAGCACAGCUGACGGUCCAGCCAGGCCAGCCAGCUGAGUUCCACUGCAUUGCCACCGGGAGCCCCCCGCCCACUGUGGAGUGGAUCGGAGGGCAGGCUGGCAUCAUGUCUCGCAAGGCUGUGGUCCAGGGAGGGACCCUGCGCUUCCCCGCUGUGGAGCCCUCGGACGAGGCGGAGUAUCUGUGCCGUGUGCGCAGCAGUGCUGGGCAGCACGUGGCCCGGGCCUUCCUGCAAGUGCACAGUGCCAGCAUGCCGCAGGUGCAGGUGAGCCCGGAGCGGACAGAGGUGCAGGAGGGCAGCACGGUGAGACUGUACUGCAGGGCUGCCGGCUCCCCCACUGCCACCAUCACCUGGGAGAAGCAAGGGGGUAGCCUCCCACCCCAGUCCCGCUCGGAGCGCACCGACAUCGCCACUCUGGUGAUCCCCUCCAUCACGGCCGCUGACAGCGGGGUCUACCUGUGCAUCGGGACCAGCCCAGCCGGUGUCGGCAGUGCCAGGAUCGAGGUGGUGGUGCUACGAGCCUCGGGCGUGCCGCCCCCCAUCCGGAUCGAGGCCUCAUCGUCUUCCAUCGCUGAGGGACAGACCCUGGAUCUGAACUGCCUCGUCACGGGCCAGGCACCAGCCACAGUGACGUGGUACAAGCGGGGGGGCUCUCUGCCGGCCAGACACCAGGUCUCCGGCUCCCACCUACGCAUCUCUCAGGUCUCGGCGGCCGACUCGGGUGAGUACGUCUGCCGCGUGAGCAUUGGUGCCAGCUCCCGUGAGGCCUCCAUCCCAGUUACUGUCCAGCACAGUGCCGUCUCCCCACAUGCCCCCCCCAUCCACAUUGAGUCCUCCUCCUCCGCCGUCACUGAGGGACAGUCCUUGGACUUGAACUGCCUCGUCACGGACCAGUCGUCAGCCACAGUCAUGUGGUACAAGCGGGGGGGCUCCCUGCCGGAUGGCCACCAGGUCUCUGGCUCCCACCUGCGGCUGGUCCGGGUCUCGGUGGCCGACUCGGGUGAGUACGUCUGCCGCGUCAGCACCGGCGCUGGUAUCCAAGAGGCCUCCAUCAUCGUCACCAUCUACCGCACCACCGGCUCACCCUACUCCUCGGGCGAAGAGCCCCCUGUCCGCAUUGAGUCUUCCUCGUCCUCCAUCGCUGAGGGACAGACCCUGGACCUGCACUGCCUUGUCAUGGGCCAGGCACUAGCCACAGUCACGUGGUACAAGCGGGGGGGCUCCCUGCCGGCCAGUCGCCAGGUCUCUGGCUCCCACCUGCGCAUCCCCCAGGUCUUGGCAGCCGACUCCGGCGAGUACGUCUGCCGCAUCAGCACUGGCACCAUGGUCCAAGAAGCCUCCGUCAUUGUCACCGUCAGCAGCGCCGGGUCUUCCUACUCCUCGGGCAUCCACCCCCCAAUUUCGAUAGAGCAGUCAUCAUCCUCUGUCACUGAGGGACAGACCCUGGACCUGAAGUGCCUCGUCGCGGGCCAGGCGCCAGCCACGGUCAUGUGGUACAAGCGGGGGGGCUCCCUGCCGGCGGACCACCAGCUCUCCGGCUCACACCUGCGGCUGGUCCAGGUCUCGGCGGCUGACUCGGGCGAGUAUGUCUGCCGCGCCGGCACCAAGGAGGCCUCUGUCAUCGUCACCAUCCAGCAGACCAGCAGUAUCUCCUAUCCCUCAGGCGUCACCCCACCAGUGAGGAUUGAGUCUUCCUCGUCCUCUGUCGCCGAGGGACAGACCUUGGACCUGAACUGCCUCGUUGCGGGCCAGGUGCAGCCCAGAGUCACAUGGCACAAGCGGGGGGGCUCCCUGCCGGCCAGCCACCAGGUCUCCGGCUCGCGCUUGCGCAUCCCCCAGGUCUCGGCGGCCGACUCAGGCGAGUACGUCUGCCGCGUCAGCACCGGCGCCAUCACCCAGGAGACCUCGCUCAUCGUCACCAUCCAGGGCGGUGCCGGCUCCUCCUACUCUCUGGGCGUCACCCCCACAGUGAGGAUUGAGACCUCUUCCGCGUCCAUUGCCGAGGGACAGACCUUGGACCUGAACUGCAUGGUCGCAGGCCAGGCGCAGCCCAGAGUCACGUGGUACAGGCGAGGGGACUCCCUGCCAGCCAGUAGCCAGGUCUCCGGCUCCCGCCUGCGCAUCCCCCAGGUCUCAGUUGCCGACUCGGGCGAGUACAUCUGCCGUGUCAGCAAUGGCGCUGGCCCCCUGGAGGCCUCCGUCAUCGUCACCAUCCCCCGCAGUGCUGGCUCCUCGUACCCCUUGGGCAUGGUGCCCCCUGUCCGGAUUGAGUCUUCCUCAUCCUCCAUCGCGGAGGGACAGACCUUGGACCUGAACUGCCUCGUCGCGGGCCAGGCACAGCCCAGAGUCACGUGGUACAAGCGGGGGGGCUCCCUGCCGGCCAGCCACCAGGUCUCCGGCUCCCGCCUGCGCAUCCCCCAGGUUUCGGCGGCCGACUCGGGCGAGUACGUCUGCCGCGUCAGUACCGGCGCCGUCACCCAGGAGGCAGCUCUUGUCAUCACCAUCGAGGACAGCACCGGCCCAUCCUACUCUUCGGGCAUGGUGCCCCCCAUCCGGAUCGAGUCUUCCUCAUCCUCCAUCGCCGAGGGACAGACCCUGGAUCUGAACUGCCUCGUCGCGGGCCAGGCGCCAGCCACAGUCACGUGGUACAAGCGGGGGGGCUCCCUGCUGGCCAGUCACCAGGUCUCCGGCUCCCGCCUGCGGCUGGUCCAGGUCUCUGCAGCCGACUCAGGCGAAUACGUCUGCCGUGUCAGCACCAGCGCCGGCCCCCGCGAGGCCUCCAUCACUGUGAGCGUCCCUUCUGGCACCAGCUCCUCCUACCGUCUGCAGAGCCCCAUCAUCUCCAUCGAGCCGCACAGCACUGCUGUGCGCCAGGGCGAGGAUGCCACCUUCAAGUGCCGCAUCCACGGUGGUGCCCGGCCCAUCAAUAUCACCUGGAAGAUGGCCCCGAAGCAGCAUCUGCAAGACAAUGUGAAGAUCAGCCCCAACGGCUCAGUGAUCACCAUCUCCAGGGCUCGCCCCAGCAACCAGGGGGCCUAUCGCUGUGUGGCCUCCAACCGCUACGGAGUAGCCAACAGCGUGGUUAACUUAAUGGUGCAAGGCUCUCCUACAGUGUCCGUGAUGCCCAAGGGCCCCGUGACGGUGAAGGCAGGCAAGUCCAUCAGCCUGGAUUGCCUUGGCAUGGGCGACCCGCGCCCACUUGUUCGCUGGAGCCGCUUGGGCAUGAGGCAGAAAAUGGAGCACCAGAAGUUGUUGCCCCUGGAGAGCCAAGCAGUGCUGCAGAUCUCGGCAGCCAAGCCUGAAGAUGCUGGCACCUACAUCUGCAUGGCCCAGAACUCCAUCGGCUCCGCACAGGUCCAAGUGGAGGUGAGCGUGGAAGCUGCCCACGGAAAGCCCGGCGCCCCUGAAAUCACAGUGAAGCCGACACUGACAGUGGUAGCUGGAGAAACCGCGACCCUCCAGUGCUCCGCUAUAGGUGACCCCCCUCCCACCAUCCAGUGGUCCAAGCUGAGGGCCCCGCUGCCCUGGCAACAUCGGGUGGUGAAUAACACUCUGCUCAUCCCCCGCGUGGCCCAGCAGGACUCAGGCCAGUACAUCUGCAACGCCAGCAAUGCUGCCGGCUUCACUGAGGCCUUCGUCACACUGGACGUGGAGACACCCCCCUACGCAACCAGCCUGCCCGAGGAGGUCUCGGUGUCAGCGGGCGAGGCGGUGCAGCUGCAGUGCCUGGCCCACGGCACGCCACCCCUGCACUACCAGUGGAGCAAGGCCAAUGGCAGCCUGUCCAGCAAUGCCAUCCUGCGGGAGAGUGCCCUGCACAUCCGCCCCACUGUGCCCGAGGACUCGGGGACCUAUCGCUGCCUUGUCAGCAACAGGGUGGGCUCGGCAGAGACCUUCGCCCAGGUCAGCGUCCAGGGAUCAGCCCCCAGCGCCUCCCCGACCGUGCGAGUCACACCCCAGACGGACGUGAGGGGCGUGGGCGGCACGGCCGAGUUCACCUGCUCCGUCACCGGAGACACCCGGGCGCGGAUCGAGUGGUUCAGGGAGGAUGGGGAACUGCCCGCCAGCCACAGCGUGCAGAACGGGGUGCUGCGAAUCCAGAACUUGGAUCGUGGUUGCCAGGGGGUUUACACCUGCCGAGUAAGCAGCCCCUCCGGGCAGGCCCAGGACAGCGCAAGGCUGGUGAUCCAGGUUCUGCCCAAGGUGAUGAUCAACGUGCGCACCUCGGUGCAGUCAGUGCUGGUGGGCGCGGCGGUGGAGUUCGAGUGCCUGGCCAUCGGGGACCCCAAGGCACACAUCACCUGGAGUAAGGUGGGCAGCCGCAUUCGCCCCGAGGUGGUCGUCAGCGGUGGGAUGGUGAAGAUCGAGCGGGUGGAGCAAUCGGACGCAGGGCAGUACCGCUGCACCGCCACCAACGACGUGGGCACCGUGCAGUCCAACGUCAUCCUGCACGUGCAGUCCAUCCCCCAGAUCGCAGCUCAGCCGGAGGUCAAGGAGGUCACCACGGGGUCGAGGGCAGUAUUCCCGUGCCUGGCGUCUGGCUUCCCUGUCCCAGAGAUCAAGUGGACCAAGCUGGAAGGAGACCUCCCAAAAGACAUUUGUCUGGAGAACAACGUCUUGACCAUUCCAUCUGUGAAGCCAGAAGAUGCCGGGAUCUAUGUCUGCACGGCAUCCAACAGGCAAGGGAAGGUGACGACCUUCUCCAUGCUCAAAGUCCAAGAGCGGGUGGUGCCGUAUUUUACUCAGAAUCCUCAGACCUUCCUUGCCUUGCCCACCAUCAAGGACGCCUACAAGAAGUUUGAAAUCCAGAUCACCUUCCGGCCAGACACUGCUGAUGGGAUGCUGCUGUACAAUGGGCAGAAGAAGAGCACCGGCGCUGACUUCGUGUCCUUUGGUCUGGUGGGAGGCCGCCCGGAGUUCAGGUUUGACGCCGGCUCAGGCAUGGCCACGAUUCGGCACCCGGCGCCAAUCCGACUUGGGGAGUUUCACACGGUCCGGCUAUACCGGAACCUCACCCAGGGCUCCCUGGUGCUGGACAGCCACCCUCCUGUCAACGGCACGUCCCAGGGUAAAUUCCAAGGGCUGGAUCUGAACGAGGAGCUGUACCUCGGCGGCUAUCCCGACUACAUCGCCGUCGCCAAAUCCGGCCUCAGCAGCGGCUUUGUGGGCUGUGUGCGCCAACUCCUGGUCCAGGGCGAGGAGGUGAUCUUUAAGGAUCUGGACUUGAAAGCUCAUGGUGUUUCAAACUGUCCCACGUGCCGGGACCGGCCAUGUCAGAAUGGAGGCGUCUGCAGGGACUCAGAGAGCAGCAGCUACGUGUGCCACUGUCCACAGGAAUUCACGGGGAGCAACUGUGAACAUUCACAGGCACUGCAUUGCCACCCAGAGGCCUGCGGACCGGAUGCCACCUGCAUUAACCGUGCAGACGGGCAGGGCUACCGCUGCCGCUGCCACCUGGGCAAGUCUGGGGAGACGUGCAUGGAAGGCGUCAUGGCGACCACCCCUUCCUUCAAUGGGAGCGACUCGUUCAUCUCCUACCCGCCCCUCACCAACAUCCACUACGAGCUGCGCCUCGACGCGGAGUUCAAGCCGCUCUCCCCCGACGGCCUCAUCCUGUUCAGCGGGGGCUCAGGCGCCCCCGUGGAGGACUUCGUGUCACUUACCAUGGCCAGCGGGCACGUGGAGUUCCGCUACGAGCUGGGCUCAGGCAUGGCUGUGCUCCGGAGCACAGAGCCACUCGCCCUGGGCCAGUGGCACAAAGUCUCGGCAGAACGGAUCAACAAGGAUGGCACCCUGCAGGUGGACAGCAGCAAGCCGGUGAAGAGGUCCUCCCCGGGGAAAAGCCAGGGGCUCAACCUCCGCACGCCCAUGUACCUGGGCGGGGUGGACAAAUCCAUCACACUGCCUGCGGCCGCCAGCAUCAGCUCCAGCUUCCAUGGCUGCAUUGGGGAGGUGUCGAUCAAUGGGAAGAAGGUGGACAUCUCCUACAGCUUCCUGGAGAGCCGGGGCAUCACCCAGUGCUAUGACAGCUCACCCUGCGACCGCAGGCCCUGCCUGCACGGCGCCACCUGCAUGCCCACUGGCGAGUACGAGUUCCAGUGCCUGUGCCAGGAUGGCUUCCGAGGCGGUCGCUGCGAGCUCGCUGAGGAUCAGUGCCUGCUCAGGAACCCCUGCCUGAACGGUGGGAAGUGCAAGGCAAACCAGUGCCUGUGCCCGGCCGGCUUCUCGGGGACAUACUGCGAGCAGGGCCCGGCCCUGGCGGCGCUGGACCGUGAGUGGGCCCUGGAGGGCAGCGGGGGAAACGACGCCCCAGGCCAGUACGGAGCCUACUUCCAGGAUGGCGGCUACCUCGCGCUCCCCCGGCACGUGCUGCCCCGCAGUCACCCCAAGUCUCCAGAGACCAUUGAGCUGGAAGUGCGCACGCGCUCCCCGAACGGCAUCCUCCUGUGGCAGGGCGUGGUGACCGGGCAGCCUGCUCUCAAGCCACAUGCUACUAGCGAGGAGGAAGGGCAGAACGGCAAAGCCAAGGACUUCAUCAGCCUCGGCCUGAGAGAUGGACACCUGGUGUUCAGUUACCAGCUGGGCAGCGGCGAAGCCAGCAUCGUCUCUGAGGACCCCAUCAACGAUGGAGAGUGGCACAGAGUGACAGCCGUUCGGGAAGGCAGGCGGGGCUCCAUUCAGGUGGACGGCGAGGAGCUGGUGAGUGGGGAGUCGCCAGGCAGCAACGUCAUGGUGAACACCCAAGGCAGCGUGUACAUAGGAGGCGCUCCUGCCAUCCAAGCCCUGACCGCCGGCAAGUUCCGCUCAGGAAUCACAGGGUGCAUUAAAAACCUGGUGCUGAGCAGCGAGCGGCCAGGCCAGCCGCCGCGGCAGCCCAUUGACUUGCAGCAUCACUCGGAGGCGGGAGUUAACAUGCAAGAGUGCCCCUCAUAG